Molecule: messenger RNA, 243 nt
Organism: Dovyalis caffra
Lineage: Eukaryota; Viridiplantae; Streptophyta; Magnoliopsida; Malpighiales; Salicaceae
Source: the annotation of a GenBank genome assembly
AUGAGCCAAGACCCCCUUCGCAUUAUUGACCUUCUUGAAAUUCGCUGUGCCUUAUCUCAACCACCAGAGAUCGACAAUUCGGAUAAUGUCGUUCGACUCAAAUCUAUAGAGAAGUCAUGUCUUCGAGAAAACAAUGAAGUUGAAAUCUUAUCGGAGUCUAUCAAGGUUUUGCCUAAUAGAACUGAUAGGGCCAGUGGUUUGCUUGACCAUGACUCACAUGACAAAAUUCCCACAAAAAAGUAA